UUCUUUGUUGAGCAGAGGUUUGUUUUCAGCGCUGCGAAACGGAAGUUCCGUCAUGAGAGGUAUGAAAUUUCGAGAAAAUCGGACACGCAUUGACUGAGUUCACUCGAUUUGCGCGGCAAGACUCGAAAGUUACGAAGACCGCAGAUAACGUACCCGUCACUAGACAAAAUGCCACGGGUAGUGCCAGAGCAAAGGCAAAAGUUCGAAAAUGACGACUUAUUUCGGAAGAUGUCACGGGAGACGGAGGUGAUUUGACAAUUCGACGUACAUGACAAAGUUGUAAACUCACAUGGACACUGCAGCACGAUGCCAUUAAAACGGUUCUAUCUAUUUUCAGAUAAAAUAUACCGGUUAUAGAGACAGAUCGCACGAGGAACGCAUCGUCCGAUUUCAAACAGAAGCUCGUGAUGGACAUGCCACCGUGGUAAGCCUGUCAAAAAAACUACUCUUGAUGAAGUUGACGAAAACUUUCGUAAAGAUCAUCACAGUCCCUCUUUGCGUGAGGGAGUUCUUGUGUUCUGUGUUAUUAAAUCAUUACCCUUGAAUAAUUUUUUUAAACGAUGUAGGCUUUCGUGUCGUCUGGGACGAAUUUCACACUACAGUUUCCAAAAGGAGAGGAUGGAACAGUUCCGAAGGAUUUUCUUGACUUUGAUCGGGAACCAGGAAAGGUAAACGAAAGUGAACAUGAUUUCAGGUUUCGCUUUAAAGAGGAAUAUUUGAAAACGAGCUAAUAAUUGCACUGAAAAUCUCGUAACUAGAACUUAAUGUUAUAUAAUCGCCGUCAUGUUGUGGAAUCUAAAUGUUUUCUUGGAUUUUCCUCUCGGCUCGAUUUUAGCGUCAAAUUUAACAGCAAGGUUGGAAUUGCGCCAGAUUAUUCUCACAACCCUUUCGAGUGGGCUGGCCGAAUAACGUCGGAAAGUUACGCCUUUUACGAAAAAUAAAUUGCGCCCUUGUAUCGGUAGGCGACUGACUUGAUUUCUUUUUGAAAGUUUUAUUUGUGUAUAAACAUCUGGCUAUUAAAGCUACUUGCAGCAGGUUGUGACUUAAUUAUGCAUUUGAAAAUAACUCCGCUUUUACGUACAAUCGCAGCAAACGCGUAUUUCGGCAAACGGAAUUUCCGAUCGCCUAGGAAGCAAGUCCUUGAGGAGAUCGAACAGCAAUCUUAUAAAAGAUUUACCGAGGUAUUAAGGUGGGAAGUGGAGGUUGUCGGCAACCCUAGAUAAUUGCACGUGCUGACAAAUUAAUUAUUUACAAUCUGUAACAUUUCAGCAUUUGAAUGGCUUUCUUAUUCAAGAUGACUUGCUUCGGUCGGCUGUUCUCGUGGGCUUUCCGCACAAUAAUCGUUUUGACUGUAAUUCGAAUUAUUUUGCAGAGGUAGAUUAAAGCUCGAAGCGAGGCAAUUAAUUGCGCGAUUGCGUGAAUGGACGAUAUCAAUAACUAGAAUGAUCGCAAACGACAAGCGGACGUAAAGAGAGAAUAUUUAAUAUCAUGGCAGUUUAUUUUUCAGGGUAAUUAUACUGAAUUACAGGAGUUACUUUUCUUUUGUAAAUUGUUUAUUUCCGUAGCUUUAAAGACGAUUAAAUAUUUCGUGUCGGAAAAGUUCAACUCAUUCGUGAUUUCCCCGAGGCCUUCCCUAGCCACUAAGUGUAACUUUAUCUCAAACAACAACAGAUUUAUGGCGGUAGAAUAUAGGAAAUCUAUUGGAGGUACUUGUGUCUACAUACUAAAUUGAAAAUUUGUCAGCUAAACAAUAUCAAGUUUCAAAAUAUUUUGAAUAAUGAAGGCGGAAUACCGAGUGUUUUUCAUGAUCGGAUCGGCGAGUUCGCAUGAUCGCUGCUCGCUUUAGAAGAUUGUUCAUGAACAAUAUUCUUUGUAGUGCGGCAUGUUGAGUUGAACGCGGUGUGAAAUUCCGACUUCAAUUAAUUUAAAAACAGGUGUAUCACUCAGUGUGAUUUGGCGUAAAAGUAUUUGAUUUCUUCCUGAAUAGGACGCAAUAAUAACCCGAUUGUUUUCUUGUUUAGUUCUGUCACAAGUGCAAUUAUGCUAGUGAAUGAAAAUAUUCUGAAACAAAUUACGAGAAGCAAAAGCUUUUGUCUAUCAAUGAUCUCCCUAACUUCACCAGAAACUCGCAAGAAUACUUUGUCCUUCUUGAUCGAAAGUUAUGGGUAACAAUGCCAAAUACAAGUUUGCGUGUGCAAGCACUUAUUUAAUUAUGCCAGACAUUUUAAUCAAAGUAAUGACACGGCUGAAACGACGAGUAUAACAGAAAUUCCACAUCGCAUUCGCGAGAUAACGAAAUUCCAUAUGGUUGACAACAUCUCGUGGAGCGCGAUUUUGUCACUUAAUCAUUAACCAUAGGUGUGAAAAUCUAUUUAGUGUUGGAGAAAGAAUUUUUACAGAAAACGUGCUCUAAUUUACAAUAUACUAUAAAAAUUUGUGACCACUUAACCGUUAAAUCAGUGACAUAGUAAAUCAGUUAAAUUUCCGUUAUCACAUAAAUGCUCCCUAUCAAUCUCGAUAGGUCUUCAUCAAAAGCCGUUUUAUAAUGAAUGGUGUAUGUGUCGUUUGGAAAGGCUGGAUAGACUUGCAGAGACUUGACGGAGCUGGAUAUUUGGAAUUUGACGAAGAUAAAGCUAAAGUAAGUUUUAAUACCUAUAUUAACAAACGAAUUCUCCUUUCCCACCAGUAGACAUUCCACAUUAAUGCAGUAGCGUGUUGCCUGAUUUAUUCAUGAAUUCUCAUUACACUUGUAAAUCAGUUUCUGGUAAUAUGUUGGGAGAAACUUCAUACUGAUACUUGUUGAAGAGAUUCAUGACAAGUGCUUUGUUGGUUUUCAAAUGUUUCUGGUUUUUUAUUAAUUUUUUAACUGUAAUUAGUGUAAUAUUGCAAGGUUCCCUGGAGUACUCCAACAAAAUGUGGUAAAAUACUUUGUAUACACAGGUGUUUGCCUUAUUGUGUUAUUUUCAAAAAUUUAUUACAAAGUCAUUUAGAGCCUUCCUAAUAAGUAAAUGAUUUUAUGGUUUCAAAAUGAUGUAAGAUCUCAGUCAUAAUACUGGUAAGGUUACUUUCUCACAAAUAUCACAUUGCGUGUCUUUACUAAAGUCACAUGCGGAGACCAAAAGGGCCGAUAAACAGGAAAAGAGGUCACUAAAAAUAGACCCACAAAUUAUACACCUCCUUUUGAGAGAGAGAUGACACAGAUAACACAAGCUAAUUAUGGCUCUUAUUCAUGAGUAGUCUGAUUAGUUGAAAAGAAUCAAUAAUUUUUUUGUUUGAAGAAAUGAUAAAUCAUUGCUUUCAUGCCCACAACAAAACAAUUACCUUUGAAAAAAGCUCUGCUAAUAGCAGCUAUUAAAUAAUUCAUUCCACAUUUCUACAUUUUGGACUCCUGGGGUUUUAAUUGAAAUGCAAAAAAUUGAAAACCACCUCCCCACUUCACUUUUUGAAGAGGCCACAUAUGAUCUGUUGACUAAGGGUAAAAAUGCAAAUUGCAUGGCACUUCAAAAGAGCAAAUUGUAUAACCUUUUCACUCUCUGUGGUAACCUUAAAGGAGAUUUUAAUUAAUAUAUUAAUAUAAUUUCAAGUGAAAAGGUGAUUUGAAGAAAGAGGGAAAUCAGUUGUGGCUUAUUACUUUUCUCAAAAGCAAAUUUUUAGUGUUAAAACUAUAAAAAAAAUAUAUAGCAAACAGUGUGGAGAACUGAUAUUAAAAUUUAGGGGUGAUAAGAAUAAUAACAGACCCCUCAUUCCAGCUACAGCACAUUUUUUUUUUUCCAUUGUCGGAGAAUUCUUUCAUUACCAUCACUUCCAAGUCAAGCUGUCUUCCUUAAGAAGAUGAGGAGCUAAUGUGAUUUUGAAAAGCUGUUACUGAUGAUGCGACAAAUUAUCCAACAAACUCCUGAAAAUGUCAUUUACUGUGUGGUCUAUAUCCUGUUCUAUAGGGCAAUAUAUAAGGAUUGCGAAAGGCUGUCAGUGGGGUAUUGUAUUCAAUGAUUUGACAAAUUAUCCAACAAAUUAUCCAACAAAUUCCUGAAAAUGUCAUUUACUUUGUUGUCUUUUUUGAUUGGCUGGAUAACAUAAAAGGAUUGCGAGAGGCUGUUAGUGGGGUAUUGUAUUCGAUGAUUUGACAAAUUAUCCAACAAAGUCCUGAAAAUGUCAUUUACUGUGUGGUCUAUAUCCUGAUCUGCAUCGCAAUACAUAAGGAUUGCAAAAGGCUGAUUAGUAGGGUGCUGUAUUCAAUGAUUUCACAAAUUAUCCAACAAAUUCCUGAAAAUGUGAUUGACUUUGUAGUCUAUAACCUGAUCGGCAGGGCUAUAGGUAAUGAUUGCAAAAGGCUGUUGGUGGGGUAUUGUAUUUGAUGAUUUGAUAUAUUAUCUAACGAAUUCCUGAAAAUUUUAUUUACUUCAUAUUUUUGUAUCCUGAUCUGCAGGGCAAUACCAGUAUAUCUAAUGUGCCGCUUAAGUUGGUUUGAAACUCAACAUUCUGCAAAUUCCUUGCAAUGGUAAACCAUUGCCAUUCAAAUUAGAAAAAGUCCUUUUGAGUAUGAAAUUUUAUAGUAAAAAUGUGUUAGAUAAAGUAGUUUGGGAUCCCACGUGGAGGAAACUAUAAGCGACAAAUUGUGCAUUGUUUUAUGCAUUAUAUCCUAUUGGCUGAGAGAAUGACAUGGGUCUUCUAGACUAAUCAAAGAAGUUAGUCAUUAAAAACCAACAGAAAAUCAGGAGACAUUCAAGAUUCAACCACAAAUUUUCCUGAAUCCUCACUCUAAAGUAAAGCAUAGGUCUUGCCCAGUUGUUUAACUCUCAUUGUUCUCCCUUGUACCGUGCCACAUUAGUCUGAAGACAAAGUAAUGAAAGAGACAUUAGAACAAGCCAAAAGACGAGUGGCUGAAUUUGAAGAAAGGCAAAGACAGUGGAGGGAAGAGCAGCAACGGAAAGAGUCUGAGGCAAGUAGCCAUCAACGUAUCAACUAUAGGUAA
Messenger RNA from Pocillopora meandrina, 4972 nucleotides. Lineage: Eukaryota; Metazoa; Cnidaria; Anthozoa; Scleractinia; Pocilloporidae. The record is from the annotation of a GenBank genome assembly.